Symbiodinium sp. CCMP2456 is the source of this 591-nucleotide messenger RNA. NCBI's taxonomy places the organism in Eukaryota, Dinophyceae, Suessiales, Symbiodiniaceae. The record is from the annotation of a GenBank genome assembly.
AUGGAAUGCAACGCCCCCGGGAUCGAUGGCACGGCAUUCCUGCUUGACAAGGACUUAGCCACAAUCGAAGUUCAACCUUACUUCGAGGAGUUGACAGAGAACAAAGAGAAAGAACAGUUCGAAGAACUGCCUCUAUGUGUCAUUAAGGAGAAAUACAAGAAUCUAGAAGGAGGAGACAAGUUUAUCCAAGAACUCCAGAAGAGUCAAGCCGGGAAGAAGCACCCACAGUUUGAUGAUGAGAAUUGGCGCAUCUACAAGAUUUUUAAGUCCAUCGCGACGACCAGUGCCGUGGGCCAGACCAUAACAUGUACGAUGCGAGUGCUAGCUCUAUACCUCGUUCGGUGUAUGUCGAUCAUAUAUGUAUGCCAAGGUGCGAACAUCAAUCGGGUCGGGAACAAGACGAAGGCCAGAAUGGAAGCCUCGGGAAAUCGAGCAGAACGAAAUGCUAUCGCAGAAACGCUCGAAGCUAAAGUAGCUUCCAUGGGCAAGCCUGCCACGGCGAGUGGCAAAGGAAACAACAAGGGUGAAAAAAAGCGCAAGAAGGACGGUGAGAUUAUUGCUGGGGUUCGUUUGGUGGUGUUCUCUUUAUAA